This is a messenger RNA of Thunnus maccoyii (southern bluefin tuna), 2322 nucleotides long. It is a transcript of the gene alg11, whose product is annotated as ALG11 alpha-1,2-mannosyltransferase. The record is from RefSeq and is a predicted model, not a curated record. Bases 181 to 1668 code for a protein of 495 amino acids. Gene Ontology annotation, molecular function: GDP-Man:Man(3)GlcNAc(2)-PP-Dol alpha-1,2-mannosyltransferase activity. The transcript has 5 exons. Gene Ontology annotation, biological process: protein N-linked glycosylation. NCBI's taxonomy places the organism in Eukaryota, Metazoa, Chordata, Actinopteri, Scombriformes, Scombridae. Gene Ontology annotation, cellular component: endoplasmic reticulum membrane.
AAUUUCUGCUGGCUAUUUUUAAUAUCUAGACUAUAACCUCUUUAUAAAGUUUUUGUUGUUAUUUUUUGUUGUUUAAAGUCAUGAUGUUACACACUCUGAUUCAGUAGGUGGCGACGUGCAGCUUUAACGUUGGCUUGUAGUCCGCCAGUAAAAUUAAAGAAGAAGACGUCCGUUGGCAAGAUGUCGGGCCACGAUCAGCUGGUCCUGUGUUUGUGUGAAUUAACAAGAUUGCUGUGGAAGUUGCUGCUGCCUCUGGUGUUUCUGUGCGUGCUGCUGGUCGCCGUCCUGGUCCUGCUGGUGCUGGCGGUGCGUUUCUGGCUGCAGAGCAACAGGAACGCUCGGCGGGCAAGGGACGGCCGUCCUACAGUGGCCUUCUUCCACCCUUACUGCAAUGCCGGUGGUGGGGGAGAGAGGGUGCUCUGGUGUGCUAUCAGGGCACUACAGAACAGGUAUGCAGACAUCAACUUUGUAGUGUACACGGGAGACUUGGGCGUGACUGGCCAGCAGAUUCUGGAGGGGGCGCGGCGUCGUUUCAACAUCGUGCUUCCCCGCCCGGUUCAGUUUGUGUUUUUGAGGCACCGGCUGCUUGUGGAGCCCGGCCUGUUUCCUCACUUCACCCUGCUGGGCCAAAGUGUGGGUUCCAUCUUCCUGGGGUGGGAGGCAUUGACAGAGUUUGUCCCGGACCUUUACAUCGACUCCAUGGGCUACGCCUUCACCCUGCCCCUGUUCCGCUACCUGGGAGGCUGCAGCGUGGGGAGUUAUGUUCACUACCCCACCAUCAGCACUGACAUGCUGUCUGUUGUGAGAGAGAGGAACCCCAGGUUCAACAACCCAGACUACAUCUCCAACAGUCUGUUCCUGAGUGCCUUCAAGGUGGUCUACUACUGCCUCUUCGCCUUGCUCUACGGUAUGGCCGGCUCUUGCAGCGACCUCAUCAUGGUCAACUCCUCCUGGACCCUCGAUCACAUCCUUUCACUGUGGCGUGCUCCCAACCGCACCAGCGUGGUCUACCCACCCUGCGAUGUCAGCGCUUUCCUGGAUGUCCCGCUUGAAGAGGACGGGGAUAGAAAGUGCCACUCAAUCGUCUCCGUCGGACAGUUCAGGCCCGAGAAGGACCACCGGCUGCAGAUCAGAGCUUUCAAGAAGGUGUUAGACAGGACGAGGAGGGUGGGGGGCAGGGAGGCGCUGAAGCUGGUUCUGAUUGGAGGAUGCAGGAACCAGGAAGACGAGGAUAGGGUGCUCAUGUUGAGGGGGCUGUGCCAGGAGCUGGGGGUGGCCGACAGGGUGGAGUUUAAACUGAACGUACCUUUCGAGGAGCUGAAAAGAGAGAUGGGGGAAGCCACCAUAGGGCUGCAUACCAUGUGGAACGAACACUUUGGGAUAGGUGUUGUGGAGUGCAUGGCAGCAGGGAAGGUCAUUCUAGCCCACAAGUCCGGCGGUCCCAAGCUAGACAUCGUGGUACCUUUCGAGGGAGGCCAGACAGGCUUCCUGGCAGAUGACGAGGACAGCUACGCGGAGGCCAUAGAGAGGAUCCUGGCUCUGCCGCCUGCCAGCCGCCUGCAGAUCAGACGCAACGCCCGUCAGUCUGUGGCUCGCUUCUCAGAUCAGGAGUUUGAAGCUUGCUUCCUGGCCGCUAUGGAGCCUCUAAUGGGAACAAUUGAGCGAUGAGAGAAGGACUCAUUCUUUUUGUGUGUGUAUGGUUCAUGUGAUAGUAGCUAUUUGACACUGUGGGCAUGUUGGCUGUGUUUACACUGUAGGUCUGGGGACAAAAUGUGAUUACAUUUAUUGGUCUGCUAGACUGUUUGCAUGGCUUCCUGGGUGGCAGAGUCACUCAAUGGCCAACAAACCAAUAAAAAACAAAGUAUAUCAAAUCAGGUACAGAUAGAAAUCAUGUGCAAUCAAAACAACAGAUCUUUGUUACAUGUGGGAGAGUGUGAGUCCAGCUACAGUAUAUCCUGUACUUUUAUUAGAGAUAAAUACCAGUUUGUCCUGUGAAAAGGUGACAGUUCAAGCUUGUAUCACAUUUUUUACAGGAGUCAUUCCUUCGUAGUAGUUCUAGUUUCAUUAAAACGAAUGUAUUUUAUUUACUAUUGGUUAAAAUGGGAACAAGUGAGCUUUAGUUUCAUAAAAUGAUGUUCUGAAAAAUAUUGUGGGACACACAUAUUUAUUGUUUACAAGUACUAGAAUCAAAUCUAUACACACCCAAAAAAUGUAAAGUAUUUUUGAUAUUAAUGAUGAAUGUAACGAAUAUACGAUGGGAAUGAGGAAUUGGUGUAACUGAAAAGAUGAUUUAUCAUUGUAAAUAAACUUGAAUGCACUGAA